Messenger RNA from Seriola aureovittata, 2647 nucleotides. It is a transcript of the gene slc34a1b, whose product is annotated as solute carrier family 34 member 1b. The coding region runs from base 1 to 2013 and encodes 670 amino acids. The record is from RefSeq and is a predicted model, not a curated record. The transcript is spliced from 13 exons. Gene Ontology annotation, biological process: sodium-dependent phosphate transport; intracellular phosphate ion homeostasis. Gene Ontology annotation, cellular component: apical plasma membrane; brush border; vesicle. Gene Ontology annotation, molecular function: sodium:phosphate symporter activity. NCBI's taxonomy places the organism in Eukaryota, Metazoa, Chordata, Actinopteri, Carangiformes, Carangidae.
AUGUUCGGGCCUAUAGACGGUGUUCAGAGCACCAUGUCCUCUCGAUCCAUAACCAUAGUGUCCUCUGGAAGGAGCACAUGCCUCGACCACAAUGGGAUGAGGAUGCAUGGCAAACUCCCAUUGGAGGAGGACAGGGAGUCCGGCAUCGGCUCCACCCUUGACCUCAGCAGCAGCUACAACCAACAUACCAGUCAACAUGCCAACAAACCUUCAAUCAGGGAAGCAAACAGCCUCCCCACAGAGAAAGAUUGCUCUCCUCAGACCACGACUGUGACUCCAAACAAGAUCAGGCAGCUUCUUAUCAAUCUAUCCAAGAUCCCUCUCCUCUUCAUCCUGCUCUUCUUUUUUGUUUGCUCCUUGGACACUCUGAGCUCUGCCUUCCAGUUAGCAGGAGGGAAAGUGGCAGGGGACAUUUUCCAGGACAAUGCGGUGCUGUCUAACCCUGUGGCGGGACUAGUGGUGGGGAUCUUGGUUACAGUGCUGGUUCAGAGCUCAUCAACCUCCACCUCUAUUGUCGUCAGUCUGGUGGCCUCGGGACUGUUAGAAGUGAGGUUGGCUGUUCCAGUCAUUAUGGGGUCCAAUAUUGGGACUUCAGUCACAAACACCAUAGUGGCCAUGAUGCAAGCUGCAGAGAGGACCGAGUUUCAACGCGCCUUUGCCGGGGCAACAAUCCAUGACUGCUUCAACUGGCUGUCGGUCCUGGUCCUGCUACCGCUGGAGGUGGUGAGCGGCCUCAUGGCCCGGCUGUCCCACCUGCUGGUCACCAGCUUCAAGCUCCAGCCUGGGGAGGAUGCACCUGAGCUGCUCAAGGUCAUCACCGAGCCAGUCACCAAGCUUAUCAUUCAGCUUGACAAGUGUGUGAUCACAGGGAUUGCCAUGGGAAAUGAGGACAUGAGGAACAGGAGCCUGGUGAAAGAAUGGUGCCAGACUGACCUUGUUAUGUCCACAGACAAUGUGAGCAUUGAAAACUGUGGCUUCAGUCAUGUCUUGUCCCAGACAUCAGUGAAGUGUAGGCAUUUAUUUGUUUCCACCGUGCUGUCAGACCUCAGCGUGGGGCUGAUUCUCCUGGCAGCCUCCCUGGCUGUCCUCUGCACUUGUCUGUUGCUCCUGGUCAAGCUGCUCAACUCACUUCUUAAAGGCCAAGUAGCAAAGGUCAUCCAUAAAGUCAUCAACACAGACCUGCCAUAUCCUUUUGGGUGGCUGUCAGGAUACAUGGCCAUGCUUGUGGGUGCAGGAGUGACAUUUGUGGUUCAGAGUAGCUCUGUCUUUACUUCAGCUAUGACUCCCUUGGUAGGUAUUGGUGUGAUCAGUCUGGAGCGGGCCUAUCCCCUCACCCUCGGUUCCAACAUAGGCACCACUGCCACGGCCCUGCUCGCAGCCCUGGCCAGUCCCGGGAACAAGCUAGCAGCGGCCAUACAGAUUGCUCUGUGUCAUUUGUUCUUCAACGUCUUUGGGAUUCUGCUGUGGUAUCCUCUUCCCUUCAUGCGUCUGCCGAUAAGGAUGGCUCGUGUCCUGGGUGAGCGCACUGCCAAAUACCGCUGGUUUGCAGUCUUGUACCUUCUGCUCUGCUUCCUACUCCUUCCCUCGCUGGUGCUGGGCCUCUCACUGGCCGGCUGGCGGGUAAUGGCUGGCGUUGGGGCUCCUUUCCUAGGCGUGACCAUCUUCAUCGCCAUGGUAAACAUUUUGCAGGCCCGCAGCCCCCGUCACUUGCCGGCUAAGCUCCAGAGUUGGGACUUCCUGCCCCAGUGGAUGCACUCUCUCAAACCACUUGACCGCCUGAUCACCAAGGCAACUGUCUGCUGCAGCUCAGCAAGCGAGGAGGGGAAGGGAGAGGGGGAAGAGGAGAACACCUCGACACAGACGAACUCUGUCGACCCAAAGACAGAGUCCGCCCAGAGGAAGGCAAAGCUGGCGUAUGACAACCCAGUCCUGGACUACCUGGAUGAGAGCAGACCUGGUGUACGGGUUUUUAAACUAAAAGGGUUAGAGAGGUGCAACAGCACUCCACUGUAGUUGGACUGAGAACAGAGGCUAUUUUAUAUUCUAUCAUGUCAAUAUCAUGGGAAGUGUAGGAUUCAGAAAAGUCAUUUUAUAAUUCUUUGGAAAUAAACCCAAUUAUAAUUAUUGAUAGACUGAUCAUUAGAGAUAUCCUCCCAAAGCCAUCAUGAGCUCCGUAUGAGUGUCAGAAAACAUCGACAGAGCUCUGCAGCUGGAAGCCAGGACAAACAUCAUUGGGCAGUGGUCUCAAAACACAUGAUAAAGAUGAAAAAACAAUCUCACCUCAAGGUUCAUUAAGUAAUUGUUCAGGGGCUUUCCAUCAUACGACAUGAUCUUCAUCACAGACAGUUUGCCCAGUUGUCAUGAUGAUGUAAAUGAUGACAUUUAAAUUUUUGCAGAGCACUUUAAGAACUUCCUUGUUUAACAUUCAUGUAACUGGGUAAACUCCACCUGCUGAUGAAGCUCAUAUGAUCAAAAGCUCCAGAGAAGAUGGUAAAUGGACCUUAUAGUGGUUUUAUUUUUUGUCAACUGUUGUUCUCAAGGUCAAUAAUGAACUUGAUGUAACACAAACAGUGCAGUGAACCAUGAAUCUGUAACUGGAAACUGUAUUAAAGACGCCCUGUGGAGCUCUUGGCCACUAGUAGCACAA